AUGGUAACCACGUCCAAGCCUUCAACGAUUACUGAAGAAAUUGAUCUCAGCGUGGCACUUACAGAAGAGGACAUUUGGUUGAACAAGUUUUCAGUUUCUGAACCGAAAAAGAAGGAGACUCAUGUGGAGUCAUCUGGAGAGAACAAACGAAAGUUCUCCAACUUUAAGCAAGGUACCAGCAUUUCGGACAAAAAGGGUGAAACAAGCGCACAGGCCAAGGCUAAGGGAAAAGGGUAUAUGGGCACCCUGCACAAGUGUAACGCGUGUCAGUUGCAUCACGAGGGACGAUGCAAGUCUCUGAAAUGUGAAUCUUGUGGAAGAAUGGGCCACUCAAAAGAAACUUGCUGGGUUGGUACUGGUCGUGGUGGCCAAAGGGGUUUUGGUAACAACCGUGGAGGUAAUAGGAACGGAAACCGCCCACAAGGAAGGAAUGGCGGAAAUGGAAACCGUGGAAAUUUCGGGAAUCAAGCGGGAAAUGAUAACCGCAAUCAGAACAACAACCAAGGCGGUAAUGGAAAUGGUAAUGGGAAUGGUCCAGGACCAGGGUGUUUCAACUGUGGAGACCUGGGGCACUUUAAAAGGGAAUGCCCGAAACUGAACCAAGCGCAAGGAAGAGUCUUCAACAUUGGCGCAAGGGAAGCGCGCCAGGAUCCAAAUGUCGUCACUGAAUCUCAUCACCGGCUUUAUCAUCAAUAG
Helianthus annuus (common sunflower) is the source of this 696-nucleotide messenger RNA. Its product is annotated as N66 matrix protein-like. Gene Ontology annotation, molecular function: nucleic acid binding; zinc ion binding. The transcript is spliced from 2 exons. The coding region runs from base 1 to 696 and encodes 231 amino acids. Lineage: Eukaryota; Viridiplantae; Streptophyta; Magnoliopsida; Asterales; Asteraceae. The record is from RefSeq and is a predicted model, not a curated record.